Messenger RNA from Phytophthora nicotianae INRA-310, 666 nucleotides. RefSeq lists its product as hypothetical. The transcript is spliced from 6 exons. Lineage: Eukaryota; Oomycota; Peronosporomycetes; Peronosporales; Peronosporaceae. Bases 48 to 509 code for a protein of 153 amino acids. The record is from RefSeq and is a predicted model, not a curated record. Gene Ontology annotation, cellular component: ciliary base; axoneme.
GUCGUCCUGCUCCAGCCACGAUACGAUCGCAUCACGCGCUUCCAUUGAUGGUCACAAACUGGAGAAAUGGCUUAUCGAAGCGAGGGUGGUAUUUUUCAUCGCAUACAAAAUUGGAGAGUUCGGACCUCGUGGUGGCAAGACUAGUUGCCUUUUGUGACCAAGAGGAGGUGGAGGCGAUGCUGUCGGGGUUCGUGCAAAAACACGCUGCUUCGUUCCAUGGAGUAGAGGCGGAUGAAGAACAUGGUCACGAGGUGCAUGAACUAUUCAAGAGCUACGAAAAAGUGUUCGAAGACGUCAUUGCGACCUUCCUCCGCCAAGAAAAGCUUUCCCCCAACGAGUUCUUUGCGCACUGUCGAGCGUUGCAACGCAGUCCCAAGCACGAGGACGCGACGGGAAACUUGCAACUCCUGUUGUCAGCGCUGGACUUUGAGGCCUUCUGUGAGCUCAUGACCCGAGAAGCGAUCCAGACGCAGAUCGCUCUAAAAGAGGCCGAAGAUAUGGGACUCUGAGCACGUUGCAAAUACAAAUGUUGUUUGUUAUUUUACCCAAUUAGUUUCAAAGCCUAGUGGACCAUAGGCAUGCAACUACACACAUGAAUACACACAACUCCGAAGACUCUUGAGCCUCCGGGGGCUCAGCAGGUCACUUACAAUGGGGUUAUUUCCA